AUCGACAACACGGGUCAAACUCAACUCUAUCCAUACCCGUAACCCGUUUCAAGAAACCCGAAACUCCCUUAAACCCUUAUUGUCUUGCAGCUGCAAACCCUUGCUUACACACAGGUCCAUCAAUCUGUGUCUAUCAACUCGCUUAAUUGUUCCUCAGAAAUGGUGAGCCAAAGACAAAGAAUAGCCAGAAAAAAGUUCAAAGAAGCAAACCCAGAUAAGUUCCCAAAACAAGAACCAACCCCAGCUAAAAACCCAGACAAGAAGAAGAAGAACAAGCCCCAAUUCAAGAAGAAAAAGGCAGAUUCUAGUGACCCAAAUAAGGGAACCAAGAGAAUAUCGAGUCACAAAAAACACCCACUUAGAGUUCCUGGAAUGAGGCCUGGUGAGAGCUGUUAUAUAUGUAAAGAAGUUGAUCAUAUUGCUAAACAUUGCCCUGAGAAAGCUCAGUGGGAAAAGAACAAGAUAUGUUUAUCGUGCCGACAACGUGGCCAUAGUCUUAAGAAUUGUCCAAACAAGAAUGAACACACGGUGGAUAAGAAACUAUGCUACAAUUGUGGAGAAUCUAGUCAUUCUCUUGCAGAAUGCCCUCAACCACGUGAGGAAGGAGGGACCAAAUUUGCAAAUUGCUUUAUCUGUUCUGAGCGUGGACACUUGAGCAAGAACUGCCCUAAAAACACUCAUGGUAUCUAUCCAAAGGGUGGUUGUUGUAAAAUUUGCAGUGGUGUGACACAUUUGGCAAGGGAUUGUCCAAACAAAGGCACCAGAAAUACUGGGUUUGGCAAAAUAUCAGCUAGAUUUGAAGAUAGACCCACAGGGCAGGUGACAAAGCUCACCAGUGGCGAUGAUCUUGACGAUGAUUUUACAGUGGAGGAUGCUCAUAUAGUUGAUGCCGAAGAACCCGCUAAUGAGAAAGUUCCGUCUUUGGUUUCAGAAAGCAAUGAAAAAACAAAGAAGAAUCAGGGACCGAAAGUUGUGAAUUUCGUUGGCUGAUGAAGGCUAUAUUUUUGGCUUGAAUGAAUGCACAAUUGUCUGUUUGUCCUUCCAUAGUCUGCCACAAUUGCAGUAUUACAUGUACCAGAUAACAUUUUAAUUUUUCUUUUAAAGAAUCAGCUGUGAGAUUUAAUUUCAUUUUACAACACAUAAAGCUAUUGCAACUUCUCAACCUUACUUCCUCCA
Daucus carota subsp. sativus is the source of this 1176-nucleotide messenger RNA. RefSeq lists its product as uncharacterized. NCBI's taxonomy places the organism in Eukaryota, Viridiplantae, Streptophyta, Magnoliopsida, Apiales, Apiaceae. The record is from RefSeq and is a predicted model, not a curated record. The transcript has 5 exons. The coding region runs from base 160 to 990 and encodes 276 amino acids. Gene Ontology annotation, molecular function: zinc ion binding; nucleic acid binding.